AUGGCAGUAGAGCAGCCGCCGUCCAGCCUUGCUUACCGCACCACGGGCUCCACCUUGUUGCAUCCGGUCAGCGACCUCCUGGGCAUCCCGCUGGACCAGGUGAAUUUUGUGGCAUGCCAGCUAUUUGCUUUACUUGCUGCUUUCUGGUUUCGCAUCUACUUGAGUCCUGAGAAGGCAAGUUCUGCUGUUCGCCAUGCCUUUGCCGCCAUUUUUGGAAUCUAUUUUGUCAUCUUUUGCUUUGGAUGGUAUUCCAUACACCUCUUUGUGUUGGUGUUAAUAUGUUAUGGAAUCCUGAUUACUGCAAGUAUGCGCAACAUUCACAGGUACUCCUUUGUGGUAGCAAUGGGUUAUCUCACAGUAUGCCAUAUAAGUCGGAUAUACAUAUUCCACUACGGGAUUCUCACUACAGAUUUUUCAGGGCCACUGAUGAUUGUGACCCAGAAGAUCACAACCCUGGCGUUCCAAAUUCACGAUGGAUUGGGUCGAAAAACCGAGGACCUUACUCCUGAACAACUUCGACUUGCUAUAAAAGUCAGACCCUCUUUCUUGGAAUACAUAAGCUACCUUCUCAAUUUCCUGAGUGUCAUAGCUGGGCCCUGUAGUAGUUACAAGGACUAUGUAGCUUUUAUUGAGGGGAGACACAUACACAUGAAGUUGCUGGAAAUGAACUGGAAGCAAAAGGGUUACAGCAGCCUUCCCAAUCCUUCUCCAACUGGAGCAGUGAUUCACAAACUGUGUAUCACCCUGGUGUCUCUCCUCUUUUUUUUGACUCUCACAAAGGCCUAUCCUGUCACUUUCCUGGUUGAUGACUGGUUUGUCAAUCAAGCAUCUUUUUUGUCAAGACUUGGCUACUUAUAUAUUGUUAUGCAAGCAUCAAAACCAAAAUAUUAUUUCGCAUGGACAUUAGCUGAUGCAGUCAAUAAUGCAGCUGGCUACGGGUUCAGUGGAGUUGACAAGAAUGGAAAUUUCUGUUGGAAUCUGCUUUCUAACCUAAACAUCUGGAAGAUUGAGACUGCAACAAGUUUUAAAAUGUACAUAGAAAACUGGAAUAUUCAGACAGCUGCUUGGCUAAAGUGCGUGUGCUAUGAGCGAGCUCCCUGGUACCCUACAGCAUUAACGUUCAUCCUGUCUGCAUUGUGGCAUGGUGUCUAUCCUGGAUAUUAUUUUACAUUCAUAACUGGAAUCCUGGUUACAUUAGCGGCUAGAACAAUGAGGACCACCUGUCGACAUUACUUCCUUUCUUCAGAAUCUCUCAAGGCAGCCUAUGAUGUAGUCACGUGGGCUUGCACUCAGCUGGCUGUCUCUUACACAGUGGCACCUUUUGUCAUCCUGGCAGUGGAACCAGUCAUCACUUUGUACAAAUCAUUGUAUUUUCAUCUACACAUCGUAAGCCUCCUGAUAUUACUAAUUCUGCCCAUCAAACCACAAGCCAAAAGACAGUCUCAGACUCUGAACUCUUUUAAUAACAAGAAAAAAUCCUAA
Messenger RNA from Gracilinanus agilis (Agile Gracile Mouse Opossum), 1482 nucleotides. RefSeq names its product membrane bound O-acyltransferase domain containing 1 (gene MBOAT1). Gene Ontology annotation, biological process: lipid modification. The transcript has 13 exons. Gene Ontology annotation, cellular component: membrane. The coding region runs from base 1 to 1482 and encodes 493 amino acids. Lineage: Eukaryota; Metazoa; Chordata; Mammalia; Didelphimorphia; Didelphidae. The record is from RefSeq and is a predicted model, not a curated record. Gene Ontology annotation, molecular function: acyltransferase activity.